CGAAGGUCGAGCAAUCGAAGCUGGAGUCUGUCAAGACAACUUUCCCUUUCGUCGUGGUCCGAGGUUUUGGUGUUGGAAGUCGUUAGCGAGCGGCUGUCCCACUAUCAGACAGGGGAGAAUCGGGCACGCAAGAGAAUGUGGGGAAGAGAUGGGAGAAAAGGGUUCACGAUGGAUGCACUUGAUUUGUGCGCGUGACGCCAAUUCCCAUUUUCGUGAGCAGCAGACAGCGAGCAUUGGAUUUUUCCCAGUCCAAUGUUGUCUUGGCAUUAGAACUUCAAAGGCCAUGCCAUCACUCCCUUCCCUCCACCUUGGCCUCCUCCACAUACUCAGCGUGCAACCCCUCACCCCUCUCCUUCCGCUGCCUGCUAUAUUCCAAAACCUCCACCCCCAAACACAACACAUCAAUCAAAAACAGCGGCACCAGAAUCCACCGCCAAGCCAUCAUACUUGUGACCUUUCUCGCAAUCAAAUUACGCUGUCCUGCAUUUGCCAACGGAAGCUCCAGCACUGCCUUGAACCACGUCUCAGGCGUCCAUUCGUCCGCAGGGUACGGGACAUCUGAAGUAGCGAUACUCGACAGGAUGCGCUGUCCGCUCGUCUGGUUUGUGACCAAAAACACGAAGAUCAAUGCCGAGAGCGUGAACAGCGUGGCCAGGACUUGUAGAACCACGAGAGCGAGGAGUGUUUUAGAUGGGGGCUGUGAGUGUUCCCCGUGCGUGUCAGCU
Molecule: messenger RNA, 725 nt
Organism: Periconia digitata
Lineage: Eukaryota; Fungi; Ascomycota; Dothideomycetes; Pleosporales; Periconiaceae
Source: the annotation of a GenBank genome assembly